Sclerotinia sclerotiorum 1980 UF-70 is the source of this 402-nucleotide messenger RNA. RefSeq lists its product with no specific name. The record is from RefSeq and is a predicted model, not a curated record. Bases 1 to 402 code for a protein of 133 amino acids. The transcript is spliced from 3 exons. Lineage: Eukaryota; Fungi; Ascomycota; Leotiomycetes; Helotiales; Sclerotiniaceae.
AUGUUCCCCGUAAAAUCACUUCUGAAACUAUCGUUACCUGGUGGAGAGUUUGUAUCAAACUAUCAAAGGAUGGUCAGACUGCUAUCAUUGGCGGGGGUGCAAACUGCGUCGGCUUCUCUACACCGGCUCUGGGAAGCGGCACGCUUAGCUCCAGGGCCACUACGGAUUCAUGGCUUAUCAAGUCAUCUCAGCCCGCCUCUCGCUCCCGAGUGGCGAACUUGUCACUGUGUCGGAGAAUUGCAAUACGUCCUUAAAGUUUUGAAUGUUCUAAAUGUUUUUAUUUUACAUCCUCCUUCGAGAGCCCUUCCUCUGAGAAUCCUCAUCAAAAUAUUAUACACAUUCAGAUCUCUAAAAACUCUUCAACUUCUUCAUCUUUCAGAUCUUAGACGUCUCAGCUGUUGA